AUGAAUAAAGAAACCGCAUUAGGCGAGCGUUUAAGCCAUGUUAUCGUAUCCCAUACAGUUUAUCAGUAUUACCGAUAUAAUGACAUCUUUAUCGUUCAGAACAAGUUUAGGGGAAAGUUUUUGGCGUUAAUGAAAGCAAAAAGUAUUGAAUUGUCGCAAAUUAAGACAGUUUAUGAUAAUAUUAUAUCUCAAAUUAAGAUAAAAGAUAAGGAGUUAUACAAAACUAUCACCACCCAAGAGAUAGAUAUUGAUGUUAAGACCGAACACAGUAAACAGAACAAAAAAACAGUAUCCGACCCACAGACUACCGAAUAUACUAACAUACCCUAUACGCCAGGCGAGGGCAUGAUUGGGGAAACUUUUGGACGAAGCCAAUUACUAAAACAGCAACAGCAAGCCAAAAAAAAGAUAACAGUUGAGGAAACCACAGGGCGGAGAGUAGUUGACGGGGACAGCGUAAGAUAUGAACCGACCUACAAUAAAGAAAAAGGAGACCGCGACACCAAGACCACAAUUGAGGGAGAUAGAAUUUUUGCAUUUUUGUUUGUCGGCAUGUAUUCACCGCCAGGGCGUUUUAUCAUGACACGAUUAAUGCCAGAGGAGGCGGAUAUUGGUAAACCAGCCAAGAAAAAGAAAAAAGACGAUGAUAUUGCCGACAUAUCCGAGCGGGAAUAUUUACAGAUGAAAGCGGACGGGAAAACAGUUGCUAAAUCUUAUUAUUUAGAGUAUAUAACCCGUUAUCGAGCUAGAAAAGAGAAAGAGAAAGCACCAGUAGGAAGUUUAACCGCAUUAGCGAUUGAUAAACAAAAAGACCUUGCUGACGGACUUAUUAAAGCCUGA
Messenger RNA from Ambispora gerdemannii, 840 nucleotides. The record is from the annotation of a GenBank genome assembly. NCBI's taxonomy places the organism in Eukaryota, Fungi, Glomeromycota, Glomeromycetes, Archaeosporales, Ambisporaceae.